Messenger RNA from Neltuma alba, 2728 nucleotides. RefSeq names its product putative pentatricopeptide repeat-containing protein At1g26500. Gene Ontology annotation, molecular function: protein binding. NCBI's taxonomy places the organism in Eukaryota, Viridiplantae, Streptophyta, Magnoliopsida, Fabales, Fabaceae. The transcript is spliced from 3 exons. The coding region runs from base 64 to 1572 and encodes 502 amino acids. The record is from RefSeq and is a predicted model, not a curated record.
CCUUUCACUUCCCCUCCCGCUCACUUCUAUUAUUGAAGUCCAUCAUCAAGUAAAAGCUCUAGAAUGCUUCUUUGGAGAAGAACAACUCUCUCCUUCUUUAACAAUAAUUUUGUACGCCACCACCUCCGCUCGCUGGCAAGCGCCUCGCCGAAACCCCACCUUGCCAACCCCAUCACGCCGGUGAACCCCCAACAACUCCUCCGAGUGUGCACCGUUCUCUACCAGCAGCAGGACUCGCCGGAGCCCAGACUCCACUCCAAGCUCUGGUCCUGCGAAUUUGAUCUCACCCACGAGUUCUUCAUUCAGGUGUGCAACAAAUUCCCUUAUUCAUGGCGACCUGUGUACCGCUUCUUCCAUUACACCCAAACAUAUCCGUCUUUCGAUCACACCUCCGUCUCGUUCAACAAGAUGCUCGAUGUCAUCGGGAAAUCCAGGAACAUCGAGAUUUUCUGGGAACUUCUACAAGAGAUGGGACGGCGUCGUUUGGUGAACGACAAGACUUUUCGGAUUGCAUUGAUGGUUUUAGGAGCUGCAAGAGAGCUAAAGAAGUGCGUGGAUCUCUUCCACUUGAUGAAUUCCAAUGGCUAUGCGUACAAUUUAGGGACCCUGAAUAAGGUGGUUGAGGCUAUGUGUGGACGUAAGCUAGUUGUGGAGGCUAGAUUUGUUGUUUUCAAGUUAAAAGAAUGGAUUAAACCCAAUGGGGAUACUUACAAGUAUUUGAUUAGGGGUUUCUGUGACGGGGGUGAUGUCAUUGAAGCUUCAAAAAUCUGGAAUUUGAUGGUGGAUGAAGAGUUCAAGCCUGACGUGGAAGUGGUUGAGAAAAUGAUGGACACCUUUUUCAAGAAGAAUCAGUAUGACGAGGCUAUCAAGCUCUUUCACACAAUGAGGGUAAAGAGGAUAGAUGAACUUGGUCUCUCAGCUUACAGGCUUGUGAUCAAAUGGAUGUGUAAGAAGGGAAUGAUCUCUCAAGCACAGGUAGUGUUCGAAGAAAUGCGCCAGAGAGGUAUUCAUGCUGAUAACUCAACAAUGGGAUUUCUUGCAUAUGGGCUUUUAGCAAGAAGGAGAGUUAGAGAGGCUUAUAAGAUUGUGGAAGGGAUUGAAGAACCAGAUAUAAGUGUCUACCAUGGCUUGAUGAAAGGUCUUUUGAGGUUGAGAAGGGCAAAUGAAGCAACUCAGGUGUUCAGGGAGAUGAUCAAAAGAGGUUGCGAACCAACUAUGCAUACCUAUAUAAUGCUGUUGCAGGGGCAUUUGGGGAAGAGAGGAAGAAAGGGGUCAGAUCCACUUAUCAAUUUUGACACCAUAUUUGUGGGCGGAUUAGUGAAAGCUGGGAAGUCAUUGGAAGCAACCAAGUAUGUAGAGAGGGUGAUGAGCAGAGGGCUUGAGGUACCUAGGUUUGAUUAUAAUAAAUUUUUGCACUACUAUUCAAAUGAGGAAGGCGUCAUUAUGUUUGAGGAGGUUGGGAAAAAGUUUAGAGAGGUAGGGUUAGUUGACUUGGCAGACAUAUUUGAGAGAUAUGGGCAGAAGAUGGCUACUAGAGAUAGAAGAAGAAACAGAGAUCCAUUGCAGCUUUGAAGGUUCUACUGAGUAAUGACUGAAAAUGUCUGAAAACCUGAGGCUAUCCUGAAUUAUGCGGUGACGUCAACGUAGAGCCCAAUAUUUAUCAUAUAACUGAUGAGAAAAGAUAAGAUUUUCUUGUGACCAAUCUCACAAGGAAAAAGAACUGAGGGAAUUUUGUGGCAUGAGCAAAUGUGUCCCCGUUAUAUUGUAGAGAGUUUAUGGCAUUCUGGAGUAAUGGGUUGCAGUAGGUUGAAAGUAUUUUUACAAUUCUUUAAUCAAGAGUGAGUUAAUGAAUUCGGCUGGUGCUUUGCUUGAUGCUUAUUUGUCAUAGUCUGGGUGAUAUUUCUGAUUGGUUGUUUCUCGUUUGUUAAGAUGGUUUUAAUUUAGGUUUAUAGUCAGAUUUAGAAGAAGUUUCUUGGUAAACAUUAUUUGUCAGCACUGGCCCUCUGCUUAUUCUUUCUUAUUUUGGACGGUCUACUUAUUCUUUCUUAUUUUGGACAAGUUAUGGCAUCAUUUACUUCUAACUCACUGUCUCUGUCUUUACGGGGGGCAUUGGCUCACUAUUAAGUCGUCACGAAUGUUUGUCAAGUGCGUUACAACUCACAGUUCUUCACACAUAACUUUCUCUGGUUACACUUAAAACUAACCGUUUUAACUUUUAUUUAGUUUGUCCCAUAGAUAUUCCUAAUUUGAAGUUAUAAACCAUUAAUCAAAAUUCAUUGUUGCUUGUGUUCAAUGCAGGAAGGUGGGGUUGUGGAUAUUAUAACCAGCUGGAUGGACACGCACCAAAACACACAGUUGAGCUGCUGAAGAGACAAGAAAAUGAGAUUGCUUCAUUGAAGGAAAAGCAAAAAUAUCUCAACAAGGCUACUGGGGCACUUUUGACAGUGACAAUUAUGGUGCUGAUUUGGAAUUAAAGAUGUAAUAGCUGUGUUGGACUAGGUUCUGAUGCAUUAUGUCUUGUCGGAUUAGUACUACUAGUAGGAUUAAUGGAUUAUGUUAUGUUGGAUUAGGUUUUAUUCAUGUGGCUCUAAUAUGACUAAAUGUGCCACAAUUUCGGGUAGGUGACAAGUUAAGUGUCAGGGCUAACACUUAAAAAAGUCCGUGAGUGCUGUACUGAUUUCUCUAAAUGGGCAUUUCUAAGAAGCUUUAUAGAUCCUCCUAAUUGAAA